Messenger RNA from Lepisosteus oculatus (spotted gar), 6613 nucleotides. The record is from RefSeq and is a predicted model, not a curated record. NCBI's taxonomy places the organism in Eukaryota, Metazoa, Chordata, Actinopteri, Semionotiformes, Lepisosteidae.
AUGUCGUGGUUCAGUGGCUUCCUAGUCGCCAGGGUGGACGACCGCAAGACCGCGUGGGGGGAGCGCAAUGGCAAGAAGUCCAAGCGGAAAGCCGCCGGCUCCUCGCUGUGCGGACCCCGCUACAUGAGCUGCCUGCGGGACCCCGAGGCCAUGGAGCCCCCCGCCCAGGCCCCCCACCACCAUCACCGCGGCAACAACCGGGCCGCCGGGGGCGGCGGCGUGGGAGGGGCCGGGGGCGUGGCCUCCGGCGGGGGCGGGGGCAGCUUCGGCCUGCGCUGCGGCUGGCAGGAGGACCACUACGGCAAGAAAGGAGGGGAGGUGGGGCUGAAGUCGGUGGACCUGGGGUUCGAGGACGGGGAGGCGAAGGGGAGGAAAGGAGGGGACGCGGAGGACGGCGCGGGCGGCGCCGGGGGCGCGCUGACGGCGGCGGACUGCUGGCAGAGGGUGGCGCGGGUCUUCCAGUCCAAGAAGUUCCAGUCGGCCAAGCUGGAGCGGCUGUACCAGCGGUACUUCUUCCGGCUGAACCAGAGCAGCCUGACCAUGCUGAUGGGCGUGCUGGUGAUCGUGUGCGGCGUCAUGCUGGCCUUCCACUGCGUGCAGGGCCCCCCCGACGUGGCCUACGCCUCCGUGCUGGCCGUGGCCAUGGCGCUCUUCCUGGCGCUCAUGGUGGUCUGCAACCGCAACGGCUUCCACCAGGACUACAUGUGGAUCGUCAGCUACCUGGUCAUCGCCGUGCUCUUCGUGGUGCAGGUCUUCGGCGUGCUGAGGGUGGAGCCGCGCUCCGCCUCCGAGGGCAUCUGGUGGUCCGUGUUCUUCAUCUACAUCAUCUACACCCUGCUGCCGGUGCGCAUGAGGGCGGCCGUGCUGAGCGGGGUGGUGCUCUCCUCCAUCCACAUGCUCACCGCCUGGAGGCUCAACCUGGAGGACAGCUUCCUGUGGAGACAGCUCAGUGCCAAUGCCCUGAUAUUCCUGUGCACCAAUAUCAUUGGGAUCUGUACCCACUACCCUGCCGAGGUGUCGCAGCGCCAGGCCUUCCAGGAGACGCGGGGCUACAUCCAGGCCCGGCUGCACCUGCAGAGGGAGAACCAGCAGCAGGAACGCCUGCUGCUCUCCGUGUUGCCAAGGCACGUUGCCAUGGAGAUGAAGGCUGACAUCAAUGCCAAGAAGGAAGACAUGAUGUUUCACAAAAUUUACAUCCAGAAGCACGACAACGUCAGCAUCCUGUUUGCGGACAUCGAGGGCUUCACCAGCCUGGCCUCCCAGUGCACGGCGCAGGAGCUGGUCAUGACGCUGAACGAGCUGUUCGCCCGCUUCGACAAGCUGGCCUCGGAGAAUCACUGCCUGCGGAUCAAGAUCCUCGGAGACUGCUAUUACUGUGUGUCCGGGCUUCCCGAGCCGCGCGCGGACCACGCCCACUGCUGCGUGGAGAUGGGCGUGGACAUGAUCGAGGCGAUCUCGCUGGUGCGCGAGGUCACGGGGGUCAAUGUGAACAUGCGCGUGGGGAUCCACAGCGGCCGUGUGCACUGCGGGGUGCUGGGAUUGCGCAAGUGGCAGUUCGACGUGUGGUCCAACGACGUGACGCUGGCCAAUCAGAUGGAGGCAGGAGGGAAAGCUGGGCGGAUCCACAUCACCAGGGCCACCCUGCAGUACCUGAACGGGGACUAUGAGGUGGAGCCUGGCUUUGGGGGCGAGAGGAACGCCUACCUGAAGGAGAACAGCAUCGAGACCUUCCUCAUCCUGGGCUGCAGCCAGAAACGGAAGGACGAGAAGGCGGUGAUGGCGAAGAUGCAGCGUGCCCGUGCCAGCUCCAGCGAAGGGCUGGUGCCACGCUGGGUGCCCGAGCGCUCCUUCUCCCGCACCAAGGACUCCAAGGUCUUCAGGCAGAUGGGCAUUGAUGAAACGUCAAGCAAGGACAACCGCUGCACCCAGGAGGCCAUGAACCCCGAGGACGAGGUGGAUGAGUUUUUGGGGCGCGCCAUCGACGCGCGGAGCAUCGACCAGCUGCGCAAGGACCACGUCAGGAAGUUCCUGCUCGUCUUCCAGACCUCCGACCUGGAGAAGAAGUAUUCCAAGAAGGUGGACGACCGAUUCGGGGGCUACGUGGCCUGCACCCUCCUCGUCUUCUGUUUCAUAUCCUUCGUCCAGAUCGUCAUCUUUCCUCAUACACCCCUCAUGUUGGGCAUCUACAUCAGCAUCUUCAUCAUCCUCGCCAACAUCCUCUUCAUCUGUGCCAUCUACUCCUGCAUUAAGUUAUUCCCGGCCGCCAUGCAGACAGUGUCGAAGAAGAUUGUACAGUCUCGCACCAACAGCACGCUGGUGGGAGUCUUCACCAUCAUUCUGGUCUUCAUCUCUGCCUUUGUCAACAUGUUCGCCUGCAGCAGGGAGAGCCUGCCGGAGUGCGUGGCGCAGAGCCUCAACACCACCGUCGACCAGGUGGGCCUGUGCCACAUCCGCAACCUCACCCUGUCGGCCGGGGAGGGGCUGGUGCUGUGCCCGGGGGAUGCCCCGCCCUGUAUCUUCCCCGAGUAUUUCAGCUACAGUGUGCUCCUCACCCUGCUGGCGUGCUCGGUGUUCCUGCAAAUCAGCAGCAUUGGGAAGCUGGCGCUGAUGCUGCUGAUCCAGUUGGCGUACCUGGUCAUCGUGGAGUGGCCCGAGGUGGCCCUGUUUGACAACGCCGACCUCUUCGUCACCGCCAACGCGCUACAUUGGAAUGACACAGAGCAGUGGUCCUCCACCAACGAGACAGACCAAUGUAGCUGGGACAACAUGACCAAGGUGCCACUGAAGCUGAUGACCCCGGUCAUCCUGACGGUGUUCGUCCUGGCGCUGUACCUUCACGCCCAGCAGGUGGAGUCCACCGCGCGGCUGGACUUCCUGUGGAAACUGCAGGCGACGGAGGAGAAGGAGGAGAUGGAGGAGCUGCAGGCCUACAACCGCAGGCUGCUCCACAACAUCCUGCCCAAAGACGUAGCCGCCCACUUCCUGGCGCGGGAGAGGCGCAACGACGAGCUGUACUACCAGUCCUGCGAGUGCGUGGCCGUCAUGUUCGCCUCCAUCAGCAACUUCUCCGAGUUCUACGUGGAGCUGGAGGCCAACAACGAGGGCGUGGAGUGCCUGCGGCUGCUGAACGAGAUCAUCGCCGACUUCGACGAGAUCAUCAGCGAGGAGCGGUACCGGCAGCUGGAGAAGAUCAAGACCAUCGGCAGCACCUACAUGGCCGCCUCGGGCCUCAACGACUCCACCUACGACAAGGAGGGCAAGUCGCACAUCACGGCUCUGGCCGACUACGCCAUGCGGCUCAUGGAGCAGAUGAAGUACAUCAACGAACAUUCCUUCAACAACUUCCAGAUGAAAAUCGGGCUGAACAUCGGGCCCGUGGUGGCGGGGGUGAUCGGGGCGCGGAAGCCGCAGUACGACAUCUGGGGCAACACAGUGAACGUGGCCAGCCGCAUGGACAGCACCGGGGUGCCCGACCGCAUCCAGGUGACCACCGACCUGUACCAGGUGCUGGCGGGGAAAGGCUACCAGCUGGAGUGCCGCGGCGUGGUCAAGGUGAAGGGGAAGGGCGAGAUGACCACAUACUUCUUGAACGACGGCCCCCAGAACAGUUAGCAGUGAGCAGGGAGGGGAGGGGGCGGGGAGGCGGCGCAGCGGACCGCUGAGGAGAACCCCGAUCACUUGAACAAAGAGGCCUUGAAAGCGUUCGGGACGGCCCAGAAGGAAACAUGAAAUAUUUCUGUUUUUUUGGUGUGCGUUUGUCCCAUUUUUGUCGGCACAAAUUGAAGGAGACUCUGGGGGGGGGGGGUUAAGCCUCCAUCACUUGAGGCUACUUGAAAGGUGCAAAAUCGUCUUUUUAUAAACGAGGCUUUUUCGCCUUGGAAGGAAGGACUGGACCACAAGUCUUUUGUGUCUCCAUCACGUUCGCAGUUCCAGGACAGUUCUCAACACAGGUACUUGUAUUUUUGGGUCAGUCUCUACAUUAUUUAUUUAUCUUCAGGAAAGUUUUUUUUUUUAAUCUACAAACUCCUACAAAUGUGUGUAUUGUUCAAAACAAACAACAAAAACAACAACCAAAGAACGGAAUAUUUAACCUGAGGAGCUUGAGAAACAUCGGCUUCAUUUUCACCUCUGCUGAAUAAUCGCUCUUUAAUCUGGUAAUCAAAAUUGUUUUUUGGUGUUUGUUCUGCAAACCCCUCUUUGCUCAAUUUUGUUUUUCUUGUGUUUUAUUUAUUUUAGGUUUUGUCUUUAGAAACUGACCAAGUAAUAACCACUUGAUAUUCUUCUUUGGGUCAAAGAAAAAUUAUUUUUAAUUAUUUGUGUUCUGAUGGGCUCUUGAGGAUGAAGGAAGUCUGUUGUUUCUUGUUUUGUUUUUCUUUUCCUUGAAACAGAAAGAUGUAUGUACAUCAGAAACACCUUUCAACUUGCUUUUCACACUGUUAAGCCGUUGCGGCCUGCUAGGCCCCGAUUCAACAAAGAAGCCUGGGACUCGAUUUUAUUUCCCACCCCGCAACUCCUCCCAAGGCCUCCUGGACACGAUGUGCGGGACUCUGCCCAGGCGCAGUCCUUCAAGUACACAGGAGCAGAGCCUGCGGCAUUUGUUUAUACGUGCUAUCAGUGACCUUUUCUUCUUCUCUUUGCAAAGAAGUAUUUUUGGUACAAAACUAAAACAGGAAAAAAAAACCCACAAACACUUGAGAGAAGCGAAGACUCCAGUCUUCUGUCCUCUGAACUGUUCUAUUGCAUCGGACACCGCGGUACCAGACAGUAUAUAACCUUCUGAUUCUUAUAGAGAAGACAUUUUUUUAAGAAAAGAAAAAAUAUACAUAAAUAUAUAUAAAUAUAUUAUGACUGAAUACUGUGCUUUAUAAUCUUCAAGGGGCGUAACUCUUUUCACUGUGAGGUUUAUAUGAUACAACACCAAGUUGCUCUCUAGCCAAACUUCCUACUCUGAAGCAUGACUGAUUGUGGUAACUCUACAUUUGUUUCUUCCUAGUUUUCCAUGUUGGGUAUUUUUAUCACCUCUAUUAACCUUUUAAUUGUUAUUAAUGUUAUUAUAAUUACUGUUAUGAUUACUCCAUUCCAACUUAAAGCAUCAAAGACCAGAACGCCCCCGGCGAAAGACGGGGUGUCGCCCUCGCCCUCCUCGGUGGCCCCUGGGAGGAGUGUGGGGUGCCUGUCCGUCUCGCCCUCCCGGGAGGCUGAACAGACUCGGCCAGGAACAAUCAAGGAGACACUUCCUGUCAGAGAGGAAGUGGAUGGCGCGUGUGUAUAGCGGGACACCCCAAACCAUAUUAUCCCUACCCCUGGGGGCCCCGUAAAGAUGCGGCCCUGCGAUUAGCGAUGCACGGGUCUGAACGUUUUCCCCCGGUCGAGCCUGCGCGCUCAUUCUGCUCUUUUGCCCUUGCUGUCACACCUCACUGUGGCCAAUCGGGGUAUUGCUGUCCUGGGAUGGGGUGGCACAGUGAAUGCACAGCCGCAGAGCAGGGCGCAAACGAGGACAGAUGAUGUCCGAUGUGGAAGAGUACAGUUUGUGCGCCUGUGUGUAGGGACGGAGGUUUAAGAUGGUGCGAAAGGGCUGGGGGCCACUGUCCAGUGGGUUAGACAGGUCACGGUAAAUCAGCACCACCUUUAACAGGAUUUGAAAGGAGGGUUAAAUUAGUCCAUUUGUGCUGAUCGCGCCUCAUACUAGUAUCUAACCAGGGAUGAAGGUAAACCAGGAGGCCCUGUGACCCCAGACACAGCUGCAGGAUCCUGGGUUUGAUUCCCAGUGCUUGCCUGUACAAAGUUUGCAUGUUCUUCCUGUGAUCACACAGGUCUUUUCCAGGUGCGCUGGUCACCUCCCCUCUCCCAGAGACCCAUGGUCUGGGUUUGAGCGGUUGCUCAGUCCCUCCCCCCCCUCACUGCUGUGCCCUGUCAAGAGUGGCUUUCGUGCUUUUGGGCUUUGGUGGAACUUGAAUGCAGCUGAUCUUGAAUUGUCUGUCUAAUUCAGUGGUUUGUUAUUACUGUUACGAUUAUUCCAUUCCAAAUGAAAGGAUCAAAGACCAGUACAUCUAAGGCAGGAAUCUCCAACCCUGCUCCUGGGGAGCCCCAGUCCUGCAGGAUCUGGGGGUCACCAUUAAACCACCCGUGUCUAAAGAAUAUGGGAUCAAUUCCCUUGUGAUCAAUUAAACAGGUGAUUAGUUGAAAAAAGAAAUUUAGCAAUCAUGCAGAACUAAACUCUUAUAUUAUCUUCAGCCUUCAAGGACUAGAAUUCCCUGAUCAGAUUACUUGUCUGAUUCAUCAGCGGAUCACAGGUGAUCUAUACAUCUAAUAGGCUGAGGUUCCACAAAGCCAGGAUUGGGGACCCCUGCUCUAAGCUAGCCCACAGGACACUGGCCAUCACGCCUUAAUGUUAGUAUUUUGGUUGGGAUGGAGUGAAUGGGGAUUUCUGCUAAAACCCAAGGGACUCUGUGCAUUUUACUGUAGUGCCACCUAGUGUUCAACGAGUUGAGUUCCCACGAAUUUCAAGACAAGACGAGAAGAGGUUUGGCAUUUCUAUACAGAAACAGUCAUAUGAUGAAAUAAGACAAUGAGAAAAAAAAUAAAAAAGACGUUUUUCCCCCUUGAAAAAAAA